This is a messenger RNA of Cryptotermes secundus, 1047 nucleotides long. Its product is annotated as cap-specific mRNA (nucleoside-2'-O-)-methyltransferase 2. Gene Ontology annotation, biological process: 7-methylguanosine mRNA capping. NCBI's taxonomy places the organism in Eukaryota, Metazoa, Arthropoda, Insecta, Blattodea, Kalotermitidae. Gene Ontology annotation, cellular component: nucleus; cytoplasm. The annotation marks the transcript as partial. The record is from RefSeq and is a predicted model, not a curated record. Gene Ontology annotation, molecular function: methyltransferase cap1 activity. The transcript has 5 exons.
UGAUAAUUUUAGACUUCCCACAGUUUUAUUAUUUAAAUGACGCGGAAUAAUUUUUAAACCGGAAAUACAAUGGAUAAUAUUGUAAUCGUUGUAAUGUUUGGUUGUGUAUGAUCAAGCAUACUCAUCAUCCUCAUCAUGCUUGAUUAUGUGUUGUUCCUGUGCUGACGGGGUUGUGUGAUAUAGAUAGCGUAUGUCAUAUGCAGGACAAUGCCACAGCAUGGCAGAGCCCUCAGCAGGACAGAAGCAAAAGGACAGCAGUCAUGGCAAAAUAGUUCAUCUGGAUCCAGUCUUCGGUACCACAAUGGACCCAUCUCCUACAGCAGCGAUAGUACAGAUAGCAGUUAUAGAGAUCUGCCCACAGCCUUCUGUGGUCGCAGCAGUGGAAAUUAUGAAAAAAUGACAAGACAAGAUUAUGAAUAUCUUGAAAAAUCAGUGUUAGAAUAUUUUGAUAAGAAAUUCUACUUCAGCCCCCCAUUAUGUAACUGGAGAUUGCCAGGACCUAGUGAGAUGUUUUUUGCUGACAGGUGGAAGGAUGAGUCACUGCAGAAGCUCAAGGAUGAGCUGAACAGUGUGAAGAGCAAACUGGACUUUUACGAUCUGAACAGUUGGCACAAACACACCCGUGUCAUGAACAAGGCCAGCGAGAUCCAGUGGAAAUUGCGAAAGGAGGUGGAUCCAGAGUUGCUGACACAGGCUUGGUGCAAGUUUUAUGAGAAUGUCAUGUCUUUCAAUCUGGUACCCCCUGUUAUCGUGAACACUGGAUGCUUGAAUUCGGUGCACCUGUGUGAGGCCCCAGGUGCAUUCAUCACAUCCCUAAACCAUUACCUGAAGCUGCACAACCCUGACAUUGAUUGGAAUUGGUUUGCUACAACUCUGAAUCCUUACUAUGAGGGGAACCCCCUGUCAUGCAUGAUCAAUGAUGAUCGUUUCAUUCUUCAUACUCUGGAUAAAUGGAAUUUUGGUCUUGACUACACGGGAGAUCUGAUGGACAUAAAAAACAUGUUACAUAUCGUGAAGAAGGCAACAGAAAUGGGAGAUGUGCUCCUG